This is a messenger RNA of Plasmodium gonderi, 945 nucleotides long. RefSeq names its product autophagy-related protein 3. Bases 1 to 945 code for a protein of 314 amino acids. Gene Ontology annotation, cellular component: cytoplasmic ubiquitin ligase complex; cytosol. The record is from RefSeq and is a predicted model, not a curated record. The transcript is spliced from 12 exons. Gene Ontology annotation, molecular function: Atg8-family ligase activity. Gene Ontology annotation, biological process: nucleophagy; autophagy of mitochondrion; autophagosome assembly. NCBI's taxonomy places the organism in Eukaryota, Apicomplexa, Aconoidasida, Haemosporida, Plasmodiidae.
AUGGGUGAACCAAUAAAUGUAAAACAUAAGAUAGGAGACACUUAUCGAAAAGUUUAUUCUUAUUUUAAACCAAUCACAAACUCUUCUUCAUUUGCUAAAAAUGGGACACUUACCCCAGCUGAAUUUGUAGAUGCGGGAGAUUUUUUGGUUUACAAAUUUAAAACAUGGGAAUGGCAAGAUGCAGAUGACAAUAGAACAGUUCCCUAUCUACCAGAAGGAAAACAAUAUCUCAUAUCAAAAAAUGUACCGUGCAAACAUAGAAUUAAAGACUUAAAUUAUAUUAUGCAUGAUGUGAAAAUCGUAGAAAAUGAUUGGUUGCUUCCAAGUUAUGAAGAAGAGAACAAAGCCACUGACAUAGAUGAAUACAUGCUUAAUUUUGAAAUUCCCCCUAGAAGUACAACCAACAAGGAAUAUGUGGAUAACGAGCAGGAUGACCAUUGGGACGAGAAUGAUGAAGCAAUUGAUAUAAAUAACUUUGACAUAGAAUGCGACUUUAUUAAGGAAAAUGACCCAGCUGAGUUUGAUAACUCAGAGUUUUAUUCUAAAAGUGCACAAAAUGAAAACGUUAUGAAUAUACGUACAUAUGAUGUCAGCAUAACAUAUGAUAAAUAUUACGAAACCCCUCGAAUAUGGUUAUUUGGAUAUGAUGAAAAUGGAAACCCAUUAAAAUCAGAACAAAUUUUUGAAGACAUCUUGGCAGACUAUAGCUACGAGACAGUCACUUAUGACCCCCAUCCAUGUACAGGAGUAAUGACUGCAUCUAUUCACCCGUGCAGACAUGCAGAAGCAAUGUUAAAUAUUAUAAAAAAGUGGAUGAACGAAGAGAAGGAACCGAGGCAUGAUUUGUACCUCCUGUUUCUUUUGAAGUUUAUCUCGGGUGUAAUACCAACUAUUGAGUAUGACUUUACAGCGGAUUUAGAACUUCCGAGGGGUGAUAAGAAGUAG